Rhopilema esculentum is the source of this 2195-nucleotide messenger RNA. RefSeq names its product heat shock cognate 71 kDa protein. The record is from RefSeq and is a predicted model, not a curated record. NCBI's taxonomy places the organism in Eukaryota, Metazoa, Cnidaria, Scyphozoa, Rhizostomeae, Rhizostomatidae. Gene Ontology annotation, molecular function: ATP binding; ATP-dependent protein folding chaperone.
UUUCUCUUUCCUUUAACUGGAAAUACUCAAGAAGUGUAGGAGAUAAGAACGACGUUAACUCCAACCAAGAUGGCUAAGACGCAGGCAAUUGGCAUUGAUCUUGGUACUACAUACUCCUGUGUAGGAGUUUUUGAACACGGAAAAGUUGAGAUCAUUGCAAAUGACCAGGGAAACAGGACAACACCAAGUUUUGUAGCCUUCACCGAUACCGAAAGGCUUAUCGGAGACGCAGCUAAGAAUCAAGUUGCGAUGAAUCCUUCAAAUACUGUCUUUGAUGCAAAGAGAAUGAUUGGUAGAAGAUCAGAUGACCCAAAUGUGCAGAAAGAUAAAAAGUUGUGGCCUUUUGACGUUGUCGACGAAGGUGGCAGGCCAAAAAUUGAAGUUGUAUACAAGGGGGAAACGAAAAGAUUUUUUCCAGAAGAAAUUUCUUCUAUGGUUCUCACUAAAAUGAAGGAGACAGCUGAAGCUUAUUUAGGAAAGAAAGUGGACAAUGCAGUUGUCACUGUUCCUGCAUAUUUCAAUGACUCACAAAGACAAGCAACUAAGGAUGCUGGUACCAUUUCAGGACUAAAUGUAAUGAGAAUUAUCAAUGAACCAACAGCUGCUGCCAUUGCAUAUGGGUUAGAUAAGAAAGUCGGAACUGAAAGAAAUGUCCUGAUUUUUGAUCUUGGUGGAGGCACAUUUGAUGUGUCUGUGUUGACAAUAGAAGAUGGUAUCUUUGAAGUGAAAUCAACUAAUGGUGACACUCACUUGGGUGGUGAAGAUUUCGAUCAAUCCAUGGUCCACCAUUUUGUAGAAGAAUUUAAGAGGAAACACAAGAAGGAUAUUUCAUCGAAUAAACGUGCAGUGCGUCGUUUGAGAACUGCUUGUGAAAGAGCCAAGAGGACUCUGUCAUCAAGCAAACAAGCCAGUAUUGAAAUUGAUUCACUCUUUGAAGGCAUAGACUUUUAUACCUCUAUCACACGUGCCAAGUUUGAAGAUCUUAAUAUGCAUUUUUUCAAUUCUGCAAUGGAGCCUGUGUCCAAAGCAUUGAAGGAUGCAGGAUUGGGAAAAGAUGAAAUUCAUGAUAUUGUCUUGGUAGGGGGUUCAACUCGUAUUCCAAAGAUUCAAGAUCUAUUGAGCAAUGCAUUUAACAAAAGAGAACUGAAUAAGUCAAUCAACCCUGAUGAAGCUGUUGCAUAUGGUGCUGCUGUGCAAGCUGCUAUUCUCAGUGGAGACAAGAGUGAACAGGUCUCUGAUCUCCUGUUACUUGAUGUUGCUCCAUUGUCGCUUGGAAUUGAAACUGCUGGUGGCAUCAUGACUGCCCUUAUUUCGAGGAACACAACUGUCCCAACCAAACAGAGCCAGAUAUUUACAACCUAUGCAGAUAAUCAACCCGGUGUCUUGAUUCAGGUUUUUGAAGGAGAGCGUGCAAAAACAUCCGAUAACAAUCUUCUUGGUAAAUUUGAAUUAUCUGGAAUUCCCCCAGCACCUAGAGGUGUUCCACAAAUUGAGGUUACUUUUGACGUAGAUGCAAAUGGUAUCUUGAAUGUUUCUGCUGUUGACAAGAGCACAGGUAAAGAGAACAAAAUUACCAUCACAAAUGAUAAAGGACGUUUGUCAAAGGAUGAUGUUGAACGUAUGGUUGCAGAAGCUGAAAAGUAUAAGGAGGAUGAUGAGAAGCAGAGGGCAAGGAUUCAGGCAAAGAACAACUUGGAAAGUUAUGCAUACAACAUCAAAACUACUAUCAAUGAUGAUAAGGUUAAGGACAAAAUUUCAGAAGAAGACAAAAAGAGCAUUGACGACAAAUGCAAAGAAAUCAUCGAUUGGUUGGACCAUAACCAGGAUGCUUCAACUGAAGAAUUCGAAACCAAGCAGAAAGAUAUAGAAGGUGUAUGCAUGCCAAUCGUUACAAAACUUUAUCAAGGUGCUGGUGGUACUGGCAUGCCUGGAGGAAUGCCCGGAGGAAUGCCUGGUGGUGGAAUGCCUGGUGGUGGAAUGCCUGGUGGUGCACCACCACCAAGUGGUGGAUCUGGUGGACCAACUAUUGAGGAAGUUGACUAAAAAAGGACAUGUCAUCUAAAGCACCUAUGCACUGUUAAAAAUGGAAUUGUUUCGUUUGUUUUUGUAAACUUCAAAUAGUUUCUUUCCUGUCUUACAUUAAUUUUUAUGGAUGAAGGAGAGUUAGAAGAAUUACAUGAAUACAUCAGUGAUCA